Molecule: messenger RNA, 4248 nt
Organism: Gymnogyps californianus (California condor)
Lineage: Eukaryota; Metazoa; Chordata; Aves; Accipitriformes; Cathartidae
Gene: LRRTM4
Product: leucine rich repeat transmembrane neuronal 4
Exons: 17
Coding region: 1490-3337 (615 amino acids)
Molecular function (GO): protein binding
Source: RefSeq, a predicted model, not a curated record
UCUGCAGCUUUGUGAGGGUAGCUGCAGUGUUUCUGCUACCCAUCAGUCUGAAGGAUGCCAUGCUGCUGAGCCUUGGAGAGCACCUCGCAGACAUGAGACUGACUGACGUCGUUCCCAUGUUAAAUUGAACACUGCACCUUGCUUGACCAUCCCUGCACGGUUUUGAGUCUUUUUAAGACUAAGAGGGAAUGCUUUUCAAUGGAAAACGUACAGGGGGGUCAAAGAGCUGAAGAGCCUAUAGAGAGCUCCAUUUGCAAAUUCUUCAUUGAAGAAAUAGAUGCAUUCUCAUGUGAAGGAUGGAUUGUUCGGCAAGAAAACAGCAAUCUCUCCAGCUUGCAGAAAGCUCCUCAGGAUCCUCAUUCUGAAGUGAACUUUUGAACUGCUUCCCUGUGCUCAAGGGCUGCAUUUGAUCUUACGUGGAGUAGGAGGGCGUGGAGCGUGCUGUAGCAAGUGGUCCAGCGCUGAUGGAGUGAAUCAGGACUCUCACAGGGUCAAGCUCUUGUGCAGGGACUCACUUUUAAAGAUCCUGGAUUGUUUGCAACAGGUUUGCUACUCUACCUGAUACGGAGGAAGGCGAGUUGUAAGUUUAAUUCCUCAAAGGUUGGAAGAAUAACAAGGCUUUCUCCAGCAUGCUGCAGAGUCCAAACCUUUCAGCUCAGAAGUCUCAGGAGGAUUACCUAGCACAAUGUUUCUCCCAGGCUUAGGAAGCAUGCGGCUCUGAACAUGGGGGAAAACAGGCAUUGAUGAUACCGGCAAGGGUCAAGUGCGCAUGUGAAUGCAGUGCUGGACAACACGUCUCAACCUUGGACAUCUGAGGGAGCAGUUUUGGUAUUGAGAGGGAUUGAGAAAGCUACCUGGAGCCUGUAUGUUGAAAACACCUCACAAAGCUCAUCUUUGCAAUGCAGAGAGGAAGGAUGGUUUUGAGCCAGAGAGGAUGUAGGAUGAUGCUACUUGAUAAGAUGCUUAAGAGGAAGUGAUACAUUGCUGUCUUACUACUAGUUGAAGGCUCCUGCUCCUUGUCAGGGUGCUUGGUCUUGGUGAAGUUGUGAGACUUGGUUGAAGCAAACAACCUGCAAUGCUUUCUUGCUAUGAUUCUCCUUGACGAGGAAGUUUUAAAAGAAGGCCCUGCUUUGAGGUUCCAGUUGUGGGUACUUUGCAUUUGAAAACCUAUCCUUUCAUGUGAGAGCAUCCUAUGAGGAACUUCAGUCCUGAUUUAGAGAGUUGUUUACUUGCUGAACAUGCUGACUGGUGCCUGGCAGAAUUAUACAAAAGCACUAAGGGAACUUUGUGUGGGUUACUGGCAUGCACGCUGGAUGGCGGUGAUGUGAGUGGCAACCGUGCUGUGACAUGAAGAUUCUGAUGGUUUAAAGAAAAGAGACCAGUUUUAAAGAGAGAGAGAGAGGGGAGGCAAAGGGAAAGCAAAAAAGGAAAGAGGGAGAAGAAAACAGCUGGAGAAAGGAAAAGGAGGACAUUUGUUGAUGACAAAAGGAUGGGUUUCCAUUUAAUUAAGCAGCUGAGAGGCAUGAGUGUGUUGUUAGUGCUACUUCCUAUGGUGCUGUUUGUUAUGCUUGCGGGGGCUCAGCGAGCUUGCCCCAAGAACUGCAGAUGUGAUGGCAAGAUUGUGUACUGCGAAUCUCAUGCGUUCAGAGACAUCCCUCAGAAUAUUUCUGGAGGGUCUCAAGGCUUAUCGUUACGGUACAACAGCAUUCAGAAGCUUAAAUCAAAUCAGUUUGCGGGCCUGAAUCAGCUCAUAUGGCUUUAUCUUGACCAUAAUUACAUCAGCUCCGUGGAUGAGGAUGCAUUUCAGGGGAUCCGCAGGCUGAAGGAAUUAAUUCUAAGCUCCAACAAAAUUACCCAUCUGCACAACAAAACGUUUCACUCAGUCCCCAACCUCCGCAAUCUGGACCUCUCUUACAACAAGUUGCAGGUGUUGCAGCCUGAGCAGUUCAAGGGCCUUCGUAAGCUCUUGAUCUUGCAUUUGCGGUCUAACUCGCUGAAAACAGUGCCGAUCCGAGUUUUCCAAGACUGCCGAAACCUUGACUUUCUGGAUUUGGGCUACAACCGCCUGCGGAGCUUAUCCCGUAAUGCUUUUGCUGGCCUUUUGAAGUUGACAGAGCUCCACUUGGAGCACAACCAGUUUUCGAAGAUCAAUUUUGCCCACUUUCCACGCCUCUUCAACCUUCGCUCGAUUUAUUUGCAGUGGAAUAGGAUCCGGUCUAUUAGCCAAGGGUUAACGUGGACUUGGAGUUCCUUGCACAACUUGGAUUUAUCAGGAAAUGACAUUACAGGGGUAGAGCCUGGGACCUUCCAGUGCCUCCCCAACCUGCAAAAGCUGAACCUGGAUUCCAAUAAACUCACCAACAUCUCUCAGGAGACCAUCAAUACAUGGAUCUCGCUCAUCUCCAUCACUCUGUCCGGAAAUAUGUGGGAAUGUACUCGAAGCAUUUGUCCUCUGUUUACUUGGCUUAAGAAUUUCAAGGGAAAUAAGGAAAGCACUAUGAUAUGUGCAGGCCCUAAACACAUCCAGGGUGAAAAAGUGAGCGAUGCUGUGGAGACAUAUAAUAUCUGUGCCGAAAUCCAGGUGGUGGUUACUGAACGGUCAUACCAGGCACCCAAAACCCCCCAGAGACCUGUCUUCAUUCCUAAACCUACCGUUUCCAAACUCGAAAGCAAUCAGCCAACGUCUGUUAUGCCAAGCCCUUCUGCAGACCUCCCAACACCCGGAGUGGAACCAGAGUACGAGCACGUUUCCUUUCACAAAAUAAUCGCUGGGAGCGUGGCCCUCUUUCUUUCCGUGGCCAUGAUUUUGUUGGUUAUCUACGUGUCGUGGAAGCGCUAUCCAGCCAGCAUGAAACAGCUCCAGCAGCACUCCCUCAUGAAGAGGCGCAGGAAAAAGGCCCGAGAGUCUGAAAGGCAAAUGAACUCCCCUUUACAGGAGUAUUACGUGGACUACAAGCCAACAAACUCUGAGACCAUGGAUGUAUCGGUUAAUGGAUCUGGGCCCUGCACGUAUACCAUCUCUGGCUCCAGGGAAUGUGAGGCUCUGCCAGGCAGUGGUGAGAUUUUACCCAACGGUUUUGAACUCUCUGCUCCAGCUUUUCUUCAUCCAUCAAAGGUUCCUCACCACAUGAAGACUUUACCCUAUUACAGUUACGACCAACCAGUGAUCGGAUACUGCCAAGCUCAUAAGCCUCUCCAUGUAAAUAAGGGGUACGAUACCAUGUCCCGGGAGCAGGCUGAGACAACCAACCUGGAACUCAGUCGAGACCACAGCUUCAUAGCUACAAUCGCGCGUUCGGCUGCUCCAGCCAUUUACAUUGAGAGAAUACCAAACUAACGAUGGAGACAACUUCUUCAGGGGGCGGAGUGGGGAGUUCUUUUGAGGGACCUUUCAUCUCAGAAGAGACCAGGGCAAGAAACUAAAAUCUACCAUUCCAGUUACAAAUGUUCCAACACAGACAAAGGGAAGGGGAUAAAGCGAACUCCGCAGACUGUGGAAAUGCUAUCUUGCAGUACACACUGAGAACUUCAGGAUUUUCUUUGCUUUAAACUUUCAAACAAAUUCCUCAAUGUAAAUAUUACAGAGAGAUUGUCAAGUUCUUAUUAAAAAAAAAAUAGAUUUCACUCUAGCUACAUAAAGGGAUGGAUUAAGAGUUUUGUUUGUAUAUUUGAUUUUUCUACAUUGCACGGUUCCAGGGAAGGAGAACCACAGUGGUCAAGCGCUAAUAUUUCAAACUUCAGACAUGGGCAUUAAAGCUUAUGUUCAACCAAAAGGACAUUGGCAAAUGAUGCAGCAGAAACAAAGAAACUUGGGUGCAUGUACAUUUAAGACACAGGCUGUACACUAUGGAGGGUGCUUUUGAUUUUUACUAUCUUCAUUGUGCUUCAUUGUUGACACUAUAAUUACUUUUUCGGGCUCUAAAAAAGGGGAAAACAUGCAACGGAGUAACGACUCUCAUAUUUACAGUCCAGCGGUGCUUGUUAAGCAAAAUUAAUGGACGUUUGGGAACCAAAAUGGAAAUGAUGUGCUUGAAAUGGAUCAGAAGGAAAAUCUUUUAAAGCAAGAGUAUUUGGUGAAACUCACUGGCUGACACAAUUUCUAAAACACAGGAGAAUGUGUAACAUUGUUUUUUGUUUUUUUAAUUAAUUAUUAUGAUCAGUUAGUUUUUGUGUAGUUUUUAUCAAUAAAAUGACAACAAAAAAAGUGGUGGAAAAAAUAAACAUAUUAUUUUGUGGUUGGGACACCAC